This is a messenger RNA of Hermetia illucens (black soldier fly), 5516 nucleotides long. It is a transcript of the gene Ptr, whose product is annotated as patched domain-containing protein 3. Bases 717 to 4028 code for a protein of 1103 amino acids. Gene Ontology annotation, cellular component: cytoplasmic vesicle membrane; plasma membrane. The transcript has 10 exons. The record is from RefSeq and is a predicted model, not a curated record. NCBI's taxonomy places the organism in Eukaryota, Metazoa, Arthropoda, Insecta, Diptera, Stratiomyidae.
AUAGUGUACGCAGACUCAAGUGACUCCAGCUCAACUCCAUCCGCGCACUUGAGCCACAGCUGGGAAUCUCACCGAGGUUUCGGAUAGACCUGGUGCGGACUGUAGCUAAGAUAGUCGGUCAGUAUUUUUGCACUAGCCAUCGAAUCGACAGGUGGAAUUACUUUCUCAGUGCCAUCAAUUGUAUUUCUGAGUUGGUAAUUUAUUACUGAUAUCUCAAUUAAACAAUCGAUCGUGCGCGGAAUUUUCAUUUGGAUGGCUAACGUAAGCAGGGGCUACACGAAAGUUCACUUUUGCCCAAUCACCAGCUCGUAAGUCGAUAAGUGCAAGUUUUAGUUCAACUAAUGGAUCAUCAAUCGAAUUGUUUAACGGUUUUUAAUCGAAGUGAUACUACCUACGUAAUACGUGUUUUAUAAUAUUCAAAAGAUCUUUUAAUAAAGUCUUCCUCGCCACACGUUUUUAACGUUUUUUGGUGUCCUACAUAAUCGCAGCCAACAUUAUUGAAACGUUUGAGUCGGUAACGGCCGUAACAGUUUCCUCCUUUUUCCGAUUUCGCGAUCGGUUUUGUUUUUGAUACAUUUUCGAGUGUUGUGAAAGAAAGGUUGUGAUAUAUUAUUAUACAUCUGCAAUAAAUUUGUGCAGACGAUACUAUUGGAAGCCAUCAGGAACUAGCUUAGCCGGAUUUAUUGGAUAAGCGGACAAAUAAGGAGCUAAAAACGAUGGCGUGUGGAAUAUCAUGUGUGGAUCAAGCAUUAAACAAAUCAUUUUAUCGGCUGGGCCUAUUCAUAGGCAGACAUCCCGGAUAUUUUAUUAUAAUUCCAGUAUUAGUAGCACUAUUAUGUAUGACAGGAUACCAACAACUUCGAUAUGAAAUCGAUCCAGAAUAUUUAUUUUCACCUAUCCGAGGUGAAGGUAAAACAGAGCGAGCCGUAGUUGAAAGUUACUUCAAAGUGAACUACACACACAGAUUCAACGUAGGAAGGAUAACAAGACCUGGUCGUUUCGGUCGAGUGAUUGUAACUACGAAAGACGGCAAUCCCAACAUGCUGCGAAAAGAGGUGUUUCAGGAGCUUCGAUCACUGGAUGGACUGAUUCAUAAUUCAACAGUUUAUUUUGAUGGCGACACAUACACAUAUCGCGAUAUUUGUGCACGAUGGGAAAAUGAGUGCUUUUCCAACGACAUUCUCAAUCUCGACUACAUUAUAGAUGAUAUCGAAACGGGAGAGUUAAAUCUAACCUUUCCCAUCAUGUUCAAUCCGGUAACAUGGGAUGCACACGCUUUUCCGGUUUUCUUUGGCGGAACGAUUCUUUCCGAAGAUAACACGGUGAUAAGUGUUCCAGCAAUUCAACUAGUCUACUUUGUAACGGCUGAUACCAAGCGGCAAGAUGCAAAAGGUGCUGCCUGGGAAGAGCAUUUCUUAGAAGUGGUUGGAAAAGCUGAAGAUACCGGUUUUUUCAAGCAUAUUUCCAUUGCGAGAUUUGCUUCGAAAACUCUCGAUCAUGAAUUAGAGAAAAACACCCAAACCGUUGUGCCAUAUUUUAGUUCUACUUUUAUUUUGAUGGCGAUAUUCAGCGUCGGAACAUGCAUGAUGGGCGAUGCAGUGCGCUCCAAGCCGUGGCUCGGCCUCAUGGGCAACAUUUCAGCGGCAAUGGCAACUAUGGCAGCGUUCGGUCUCGCCAUGUAUUUGGGCAUAGAGUUCAUCGGCAUUAAUUUAGCAGCACCAUUUCUUAUGAUAGGAAUCGGCAUCGACGAUACAUUCGUAAUGUUAGCAGCGUGGCGAAGGACACCGGUAAAGUGGUCUGUCCCAGAAAGAAUGGGCAGCAUGCUCUCAGAGGCAGCAGUCUCGAUAACAAUCACAUCAGUAACGGAUAUGGUAUCCUUCUGGAUCGGUAUCCUUAGUCCGUUUCCAUCAGUACGGAUAUUCUGCACAUAUUCCGGAUUCGCUGUGUGCUUCACCUUCCUCUGGCACGUUACCUUCUUCGCCGGUUGCAUGGCGGCUUCAGGCUAUCGCGAACAGAAAAAUCUCCACGCUAUUCUUGGAUGUAAAGUUGAACCAAUGUCGGUGGCGAUCGCAAAAAAACGCAAUUUCCUCUAUAAGAGCUUGUUAGCUGGCGGGAUUAAUCCUGAAGAUCCCGACAACCCUCUAGACAACAAAGAGCACGUUUUGAUGGCUUUCUUCAAAAACAAAUUGGCUGCAGUUUUAAAUACUGGCUGGGUGAAAGCCUUAAUCAUUGUGAUUUUUGCUGCUUAUCUGUCAGGAGCAUGCUAUGGAGUAACAAAAAUUAAGGAAGGACUCGAGCGAAGAAAACUAUCGAAAAAUGAUUCCUAUUCUGUUGUAUUUUUCGAUCGCGAAGAUGAAUACUACAGAGAGUUUCCAUACAGAAUUCAGGUUGUCAUCGCUGGCGAACUCAACUAUUCCGAUCCCAUCAUCCAACAACAAAUCGAGGAGUUAACACAAAAGCUCGAAAAUACAACAUACGUUACAUCCCCUCUAUACACAGAAUCAUGGAUCCGAUCCUUCCUCUCAUAUGUUGAACGAAAUAAUGAUAGCUUGGAAGUAAACAUCGAGGAUGAACAAUCCUUCCUCAACACCCUCAAGGAUAUUUGGCUAUUCCCGGCAAAUCCUUUCUCUCUGGAUGUCAAGUUUAAUGACAACGAAACACAAAUCAUCGCUUCUCGGUUCCUCAUACAAGCAGUUAACAUAUCCGAUACAAACCAAGAGAAAGAAAUGGUCAGAGACUUGAGGCAAAUUUGCAAGGAUUCCCCCCUGAAUGCCACCGUAUUUCAUCCAUACUUUGUAUUCUUCGAUCAAUUCGAACUUGUUCGUCCUGUGUCCAUACAGGCAAUGGUCAUCGGAGCUAUUAUCAUGAUGGUGAUAUCCUUUAUUUUUAUUCCUAAUAUUCUUUGCUCUUUGUGGGUAGCCUUCAGUAUCAUUUCAAUAGAAGUCGGUGUGGCUGGAUACAUGGCCUUGUGGGAUGUAAACUUGGAUUCAAUUUCAAUGAUAAAUCUUAUCAUGUGCAUAGGAUUCUCAAUAGAUUUCACAGCUCAUAUUUGCUACACUUAUAUGUCCUCUAAGGAAAAGCAUCCAGACAACAAAGUUAAAGAAGCAUUAUAUUCACUAGGCUUACCAAUUUGUCAAGGAUCCUUUAGUACUAUCCUUGGAGUAAUAGCACUACUUCUAGCAGAUAGUUAUAUAUUUUUAGUUUUCUUUAAAAUGGUAUUCCUAGUCAUAUUCUUUGGAGCCAUGCACGGAUUGCUUUUGCUCCCAGUACUAUUAUCGCUAUUUGGCCCGGGAUCAUGUAGCCCCCAAAUAAAAGAAGAUGACAACUCCCUCAAGAUCACUCCUACUGAUCCUACGUUUCCACAUCCAUUUUACCUGCCGCAAAACCAUAUUGCUCUCAAUGGCCCCUUCGGGGGCAAGGCAUUUCUCGGCUCCCCCUACAAAGCUUACGGAGACGACAAAGAUCUAGGCAUAGGCACGUCUGGGGAAGAUUCCAGUGAGAGCAGCAGCAGCAAAUCCCAACGCCGGCAAGCUAACGAAGACGAAAACACAAGACGUCGCUAUGAAGAAGGCUGGAGGCGAUCCUCUCAACAUAACUUAGCUGCUAUAAAUUCGGUAUCGCAGUUUCAACCAAACAGUGGCCUCUACGGUCGAAACAGGGACGAAAUGUGGGAAAACAACUCUCCUAAUGGUCUCUAUGACGAUUAUGAGCACCAAAAUUCUCGCCGUCGACAGUCCCCUUCCUAUGAAGUCGAUCAUGAAAUGCAAAGGAAUAGCGUGGAAGACAGAGGUAGGCAACGAACACGACAAUACCCAGAAGAAGUUCCUUAUCACGACAGUGACCGCCCACGAUACUACAUGGGAAAUACACGAAGGAGAUCAUCUGAAGACAACCGUCGAUGGGUAACAACGGAGGACCGCCGAAUGAGACGUUAUUCACCCCCAGAGGGUAUCUACCGCCACCAUCAAGUCCGUUCCUCCUCACAACAUAAUUUGUAUUAUCCAAAUCACAAUGGAUUCUACAAAUGAAACUCACAAUUACCUAAAAGCAAAUAUUAAUAAAUUUAACUAAACUGAAAAAACAGGAACAUUAGGCUAAUGUAAUGGUUCAUUGGCUUUAGAAAAUCGUUUUAUAAGAAAUUAAACUACGUGUGUACAGUUAGAAUCUAGGAGCAAUUUUUAUACAUUUUUUGUUAAUAGUUUUAAAAUGCGUAGCUGUAAUAGGUAGUCUGAUGUGAAAUUGUGCUCAAAAUAUGAUGGCCAGAGAUCAUAUCCUAGAACAAAGACUUGAUAAAAAUAGAGCAUUCAAAUCUAUCUUGAAAUAUAUAGCAAUCUGACACCAAAGCGACGUAAGCAAGAUAACUGGAAAUCAGUAUCUUUUGAAGACAUUUUUCAAUUUAGAUUUGAAAAUACGAAUCAUAUCCUAAGAAUUUAAGGUUAAUAUGCCAUUGAUGAUAUUAUACAUAAAAGCUGAAUUGAAAUAAAGAGUGGUGUUGAGCUGUGUCAGCGCGUAGAGUAUUCAACAAGUACCGAACAUUUAGCCGCUAAAAACUACAACAACAUGACCUUGUUUGUACGCCACUUCCUACUACAAGACAAUAGUCACAGUUAUGCUUUCCACCUUCUAGAGGAAAGUCAAAUCAUUAAUAUUUAAACAGUCAAGUAGGACCACGCGGGUCCUGUAGUUUUACUUUUGAUGUUUCAUAUUCCGGUAUUUCGGAAACCAGUUGCUUUGCUCAUUCUAAGUGCUUACCAAAUAGUGCUCGGUGUUUGUCGAAUAUUUUAUGGCUGAAUAUGGCUAAAUAAUUGGGCUCGAAAGAACCCAAUCUCACAAAAUGAAUCCAAAUGGUUGCAUUAUUCAGUGUUCAGUUUUGUUUUUUUUUAUUUAUACUACUCUAGUUUCGCGGGGCUUCUACUAGUAUAAUGAUUAGAUUGUGGCAUAGCGUUGUUGACGGUACUUGCCUUAUGAUACUUAUAACUUAGACAUCCUUUCAUCUGACAAUUAUACAUAUAUUUGACUUCACCAAACUAUUUAGUCCGAUUUAAUGCGAAAAUAUAAUGAAAAAAAUAAAUUAUGUUAUAAACGCGAAAUGAAAUUGUUGAAAAGUAAAAAUUGGAAAUGACAUUCAUCAUCCUCGGACAUAAACUACUUUUUAAUUUACAUUCAUAUAUAAAUAUGUUGUUCGAUCUAUUUCACACAUGAAACUGAUUUAUUUAUUCAUCAUCUUUAAUGCAGUAGGACUUUGUUGCUAAUAUAGGUACAAUCUAAUUAUUGAUCAAUGAAUUGAUUGGGUUGUUGCAUUCUGAAAGUGCUAAAAGGGAAUAAUAAAGACCCUAAUCGUACAUUUUUACAUGAUUUCAUUAUUUUUUUCAAUCUUUCAUAGAAUCUUAAGGUAGUAGUCAUAAUUUAGAAACAAGUAAAGGUUUGUUACAAUUUGAGAAAAGCGUAGUAAAAUAAAAAUUGUUAUAUUGUGCGAAAUAUUAGGUGUAACAAAUAAACAAAUUUUAAAAAACGGA